UUUUAGCAGUGCAAAUUCAAGCGCUGAAAUGUAACCGAUCUGGUUUGUUUUCCUAAUCGACCGACACAACUUGGACCAAUCUGAGACUACUAUAACACAGUCUCAGGACCAAUAUAAUGUAUUAGUCACAGGACACAAGUAUGAAAAUUGUACUGAGAUCGCUAAACAAUCGAAACAGUUGAUAAUCUGACUUAGCUUACAGAGGUACAGAACUUGGAGCAAUGCGUACAUUUGUACUUACCGGUAUAUAAAAAAGAUAAAUGAAGCGUUGUAGAAGAACAAUGUCAUGAAGUUCCAUUCUACUCAUGGCACAUCUGUGACACUGUCGGGGAACAAAACACUAGCAAAUCGAGCUGAGGGAAUAUUUUGCAAUGGGAUGACCUUUGGUGAUCAGCAGGUCAAAGUCAACCAGAAAGUAUGUGUAGAAUUAUCAACCUCAACAUCAUGGAGUGGUGCUCUAGGUAUUGGACUAACCACAAAUAAUCCAUCAAAAAUAAACCAAUCAGAAUUGCCUAGGUUUGCUUUUCGUAAUUUAGUUGAGAAAGAUGGUUACUGGAUAAGAGCAGUUGCAGAAAAAUGGAUCAAGGAAAAGUCCAAGUUGAUUGUAUAUCUAAGUUCUUCAGGAGCCCUUCAGUUAUUUAUAGAUGGGGAUUACAAAGGAGCAUGGGUUACCAACAUACCUACAGAUAAACAGCUGUGGGUUGUUGUGGAUAUCUAUGGGAAUACAACCGGAGCCAAGCUAGUCAAACCAGAUGAAGCACCAAAAGAAAUUCUUGCCAGAGGACCAGAUGCUGUUAUGGCCUAUGAAGAGGCUUGUACCUCAGGGACCAAAGUUAUCUACCGCAGUAGGCUAAUGUUGGUUGGCCAAGACAGAGUUGGCAAAACAAGCCUUAAAAAAUCCUUAAUUGGACUAGAACACAAUGUCAAUGAAGAGGCUACAGAUGGUAUAGAUCUGUCAUUUUCUUGCUCAUUUAAUCUGUCCCAAAAGUCGGAAUGGCAAUCUGCAAUCUCUGGUAACAAGAACCACCAAGAACAGUGUAACAGGGACCAGUCAGAAAGUAUAGGAGAAUAUGAUUCUAUAGAAGAAGAAUAUAAUUAUGGAUUAGCUGAAAAUAUCAUUAAGGAAAUGACCAAACAGAAAACACACGUCAGAGCUAAAGUAUCUAGUAGAGACAGUUUAAGAAUUUUGUCUCUUGGUAGAAAAAAUGAUAAAGAAAAACAAAAUAUUAAAAACAUACCCUCAUCAAAUACUGAUCAUCCUAUCUUAAACGAGACAAUAAAGGAUGUUCCUGAAAGAGUGAUAGAACUUCUUCAAGAUAUGUUAGAACAACAAGAAGCAUGUUUACCUUCAGGAAAAAUUCCUAAAAAUAGCAAAGAUUCUAAAGUUGGGACACCUGAGGAACCUGUAACUAAAAAGGAAGCAGUACAAAAAGUGACAUUGAAUAUUUGGGACUUUGCAGGUCAAAGUGCCUAUUACACAGCACAUCAGGUUUUCUUAACCUUCAGAGCUGUUUACAUAAUUGUGUUCAAUCUGUGCCUUGAUUUAAAUGAUGGUGAUAAUGAGAUGAGUACUUUAGACUAUAUGGACUAUUGGUUGAAGACUAUCCAUGCUCAGAUCUCUGAUAAUACUAGAUCUCAGGUGGAUAAUACCAGAUUAUCUCCCCCUGUAUUUAUAGUUGGAACACACAGAAAUAGUCUGGCUUCAGAUCAGGAGAUACAAGAAAUGAUGGUUGAGGAGAAGUUUACAGUAAUACAAGAGUUUUUGGUAGACAAACCUUAUACUGAACAUAUAAUUACACCAUUCAUUGCAGUAGAGAAUAAUUUAGAUACUGGAGUUGAUGAUCAGAUUGGUUUCCUGAAACAAAAAAUUCAAGAAGUAGCUGGUGAGGAAUCUUAUAUGGGAGAAACAGUACCACUAAAAUGGCUGAAGUUUGAACAGGAAGUGUUGAAACUGGUAGAACAAGGAACCAGUUAUGCAUCUUUUGACCAGGUCAUGGAAGUAGCCAAUACCAUAGGAAUAAACACCAAGAAAGAAUUUGAAACCAUGUUGGAAUUCUAUCAUGAUUUGGGCGUGAUUUUGUAUUAUGGUGGAUCUGGGUCAUUAGACAGUUUGCUGUGUAAUACAAUCAUUCUAAAACCACAGUGGCUGGUAGAUAUGUUCAAAAGAAUUGUAACUGCAAAGCCUCCUAAUGAUAAGUGGAAUUUAUCAAAAGACAAAUGGAAGAUGUUAAAUGAAAAAGGAAAAUUAGAUGAAUCAUUGAUUGACAGUCUGUGGAAGGAUGUAAUUGAUGACAAACCACUAUUGUUAGGGCUGAUGGAGAAGUUUGACCUAAUUUGUGAAUGUCUAUCCAUUGAGUCAGAGGUUGGAUGUACUGGGAAAACAAAGUCAAGAUUAUUCUACAUUCCAUCAAGAUUAGUGAACAGUCUACAUAGUAAUACUGAUCAAACCUUGUACAAACCACAUCCAAAACAUGCUGUAUUUUACUUCAAUUUCAAUAAGUAUCUACCAGAAGGUUUGUAUCACAGGAUCAUUACAAGAACCAUUCGCUGGUGCCAAGAAAGUACUGGUAAAGAGCCUCACAGUAUGACAAGAAAUGCAGUCAGAUUUUAUCUUGAUCCAGAACAUGACUUUGUUUUGGAGUUGCUCCCAAGGAAACUGUAUAGUAUUAAGGUGGUACUAAUAAGAGUCACAGACAUAAAUGAACAGCCAGAUACUGAAACAGAAGAAAAAGAUGAAGAAAUUGAAGAAAAAGUAUAUAUACCCAACAUAUCUGUAUGUGCCAAGUUAAGAAACUAUUUAGAAAGCACUUUAUUUGAAUUGAAAGAAAUUUGGAUGAAGAGAAUGGUAUAUUCCACUUGCAUACAGUGUCCAUGUGAUAAAUUAUGCAGUCUCCAUGGUAACCAAAAGUGCCAGAAUGUAAAUUGUUUACAUUUCUUGAAUCUUGAUGAGUGCCUUACAUCAAAGGUUGUAUGUUGUGAUUAUAGAAGAGUAAAAACAAACAACAUACAGAUUUUUUUCCCACAACCAUCGCUCCUUGGACUACAGGGAAACAUUCUACCUCAAAUAGACAUUGAAAAGGGAAAUAUGGAAAAAUACAACGAUCAGUUACCAGUGUGGAUUAAGGGUGCUGCAAAACUUCUCAGUUCAGGAGAUGAAAACCAAGACUGGAUGGCUUUGUCAAAACUUAUGGGUUAUAAAGAGGAACAAAGAGAUAAUUUAAUGGAUAACAUCAAUCCAGCUUUAGCACUCCUGGCUGACUGGAUCCAUGCUGGUGGCAAUACAGGAUUAGCAGUAGAUAUGCUGAUAGGGUACCUGGAGAAGUUAAAUAGAGAUGAUGUUAUUGAUGUUAUUCACACUGGAAGAGCUGAUUCCACCCAGGAACCUCCACAAGUGUUCAUCAGCUACCAAUGGGAUAUACAAGAUGAAGUGAGUCUGUUACGUGAUAAACUGGAGAAAUCUGGAUUCUCGUGUUGGAUGGAUAUCGGUCAGAUGGGAGGAGGUGAUCAACUCAGUGUUAAAAUUGAUUCAGGUGUUAGACAGUGCAAGGUAUUUUUGUCAUGUCUUACUCCUAAGUACAUCAUAUCACAUCACUGUAACAGAGAACUUAGUCUAGCAGAUCUACUGAAGAAACCUGUCAUACCAAUCAUGUUUGAGUCAGUAUCUUGGCCGCCACCUGGUGGCAUGUCUCUUAUCUUCUCACAGCUUGUCUACAUACAGAUGAAAGGAGUGGGUGGCCAUGGAGGAUCAGGGAUUCAUGCUGAUUUGAAUGACAAGUACAGGGAAAUUAUACACAAAGUAAUGAUGUUUGCUCAACCAGAUUUGAAUAAAUACUUUGAAAAUGAACCUGUGUUAUGCAGUCCUGAUGAGGAAGAAGAUACACAGAGUCGUUAUUCACGAGACUCGCACGAACGUUUGUUACAAGAUAUCGCAGAAAGAUUUAGUGCUAGAAAUUUGAACUUGACUAGGGCAUAUCUUCCUCCAACUAUUCCACAACCAGUGGACAAUGACAGAGAUAAUGAUCAGCGUGUUCAACAACAAGUUCAUGUUAGCAAGUGUUCAGUUUGUAUUCUUUUGUAGGUUAGGCCUCAUAUUUGUUGAUCUUUACUUUUUUUCCCACAAAGUGUUUUUGUCAAACGGGUAUUUUUAUAGUGUUAUUUUAUUUCUUUAGGGUUUAUACAUAAGUAAGUGGAAAUAAAAAUUAGUUUAAAAAUAAAGUUUAGACUGGUCAGUUAUUUUGUGAAAGUAAUUUUAUAUUUUAAUUUUAUUUUUAGUGAAAAGUUCUACAUUUUUGUUUUAUAUUUGAUUUACAGAUUUGAUUUAUUCAGUAUAAGUUUGUAUUUUUAACUACAGUUCAUAUUUUGAUUUGUUUCUACAAUAUUUAUACCUAAACACAUGUUAAUCUUAUUAUUUUUUCUUUAUAUUACAAAUUUAUGAUAUUACUGACAAUACCAUUUUUAUUGACAUUUUUGAUAUAGUGUUGAAUCUUUGAAAUUUAAUCUUAAGUUGUUUAGAUAUAACAAUUUUCAAUUAUUAAUCAACAUAUUUUUACUUUAAUGAGCAUUAUAACAGGUGUUAAUAGUGGAUCAGGAACUAUUUACCUUUCUGAAUCAACUAAGUUCACCACCAGUUUUAGUGGAGCUCAUGUUGAUCAUUUUUUAGAUUCCUGUGUACAAUUUUAUUUUCCCUUGAGUGCUUUCAUUUCUUAUAUCCAGUGAACUUAUAAUUAAGGAUACUACUGAACUAGAAGGUCCGAUUCAUAUCUUGGUCGUUUUCUUUAUAUUGACACAGAUAGAUGACCUCAAUGAAUAAUUCAAAAUGUUCCAACUCAUUUUGAGUCAGCAACAAAACCAGUAUUAGUAUGACCUCAGAUAUCUCUUGUCAUUUAAUGGUAUGAUAAUGGUGACCUUUUCUGUAGACAAAAUGUUUCAUUGCCGUGUGAUAAUUUGUCUUUCUAGUUGACAAGUUUUGUGAAAUUUUAAAUGCAGUAUUUCUUUGUACAAAGCUAAUCUGCAAAAAUUAUUUGGAGGUGUACAACUAUACCAUUUAUGUCAGUAGCAAUGCAUUGUGACCUUAAUGUCACUUUGAUAUUUGACCUCAGAGUCAAAUGACUGAUUUUCUUGUCCAAUGCAUCACUGUUUUAUCCUUUGACAUAUGCUGUUGAUAUUUGGAAGAUGGUUUGGUGGGUGCAACACCUAAAGACAAUAUGUACAAAUCAUUGCAGAUGACCUCUGACUUUGAGCUUUGACAUCUUGGUUGAAUAACUGAUUUUUGGGUCUGCCCACAAACCAUAUAUUCUUCUUUGCCAUGGGGAGACCUUUCUACAGCAUCAUAGAUUUAGCCAUUUCCUUAACCGGAGUGACUACGGUACUGUAAAUGAAGGGAGGAAAUAUGGCUGAGUUUCAAUAAAACAGAACCUUCUAUUUUUUAUACGACCGCAAAAAAAUUUUGUGGUCGUAUAUUGGUAUGACGUUGGCGUCGUCGACGACGUCGUCGUGUAUAUAUAUGUAACAUGAUGAAGUAAAAAUAACACCAGUAAAAACAAAAUUUAAAAGAAGUAAAUUUUGUUUUGGUUGUUUCAUCCUAUGAAAUAACAUAUAAAACAUUAUGUUCUUCAUGUAUUAUUUUUUUCAAAAUCAGAACCGUUUAUACUUUUUUUUUUAUAUUCUCUUUCAACUUUUCCUUUUUGAUGCUGAGCAGCCAUUUAAUACUGCUUCUGUCUCUUUAUUUUAUUUAGAGAGCAAUUUUGCAGAUAUUCACCUGUCUUAUAUCAAGUGGGUGCCUUACCUGGCUGACCCAGAUAUUCCUAUUUAGAUAGGUAGAUCAGUGAUACAUACUGUGGAUUCAUUAUUAUUAGUUUGGUACCAAUUGUCAUGGAUUUCGUGGGUAUGGACGAUUCAUUAAUUUUCAAAUGUUCAACAAACUAUAAACUUCUCAUAAGAUUGUAUGCAAACUAUGGCAAAACCAUGAUUUCAAAUAUCAACGAAUAUAUAUUUUUUCUUAGAUCCACCAAGAUUGGUACACACGAAAAUAAAUGAAUCCACAGAACAUUGUUACAAUUUUUUUUUACAAUUUUUGUCGAGCCUGUAACUUCUGUCGCAGAAAGCGAGACAUAGGGAUAGUGAUCUGGCGGACGCUUGGUUAACUAACUAUUUAAAAGCUUAAUAUUUCAGAAGGUAGAAAACCUGGAUGCUUCAUACUCUGUAUAUAGAUGCCUUAUGUUAUGAAGUUUCCGUCUGUCAUAUGUCUAUUGUCCUUGAUCUCAUUUUCAUGGUUCAGUGACUACUUGAAAAAAAUGUAAGAUUUUUUGUAAUGUUAAUUUCUCUCUUAUUAUGGAAAAUAGGAAAACUAUAUUUGGAAUGUGCAUACCUUGCAAGGUCCUCAUGCUGGUCAGACAGUUUUCACUUGACCUCGACCUCAUUUCAUGGAUCAGUAAACAAGGUUAAGAUUUCAUGGUCAAGUCCAUAUCUCAGAUACUAUAAGCAAUAGGUCUACUAUAUUUGGUAUAUGGAAUGAUUGUAAGGUGUACAUGUCCAACUGGCAGGUGUCAUCUGACCUUGACCUCAUUUCCAUGGUUCAGUGGUUAAAGUUAAGUUUUUGUGUUAUGGUCUGUUUUUCUAAUACUGUAUGCAAUAGGUCAACUGUGUUUGUUGUACGGAAAUAUUUUACGAUGUACAUAUCAGUCUGUCAGGUUUUAUUGGACCUUGACCUCAUUUUCAUGGUUCAUUGCUCAAUGUUAAGUUUUUGUGUUUUGGUCUGUUUAUCUUUAUCUAUGAGCAAUAAGUGACAUGGGUCAACUAUAUUUGGUAUAUUGAAUGAUUGUAAGGUGUAUAUAUCUGUCUGGCAGGUAUCAUCUGACCUUGACCUCAUUUUCAUGGUUCAUUGGUCAAUGUUAAGUUUUCCUAGUUAAGUUUAUUUCUUAGAUACUAUAAGCAAUAGGUCAACUAUAUUUGAUGCAUGGAAUGAUUUUAAGGUGUACAUGUCUGUCUGGCAGGUUCUUCUGACCGUGACCUCAUUUUCAUGGUUCAUUGGUCAAUAUAAAGUUUUCAUGGUUUGGUCUGUUUCUUGUAUACUAUAAGCAAUAGGUCAACUAUAUCAGGUGUAUGGAAUGAUUGUAAGGUGAACAUGUAUUUCUGACUUGGUUUAUCUGACCUUGAUCUCAUUUUCUUGGAUCAUGUUAAGUUUAUGUGAUACUUGUAGUAAAACUUUAUAUUUAGGACUAUCAACAUAAAAUCAAUGGUCAGUAAAGGAGGCGAGACAUUUCAGCAUGUGCACUCUGAUAUUGUUUAAAUAUAUUGUUAUAUUUUUAUCCCAAAUGCUUUCAUCUUUAAAUAUUGUUAUUUGCCUAUACCAUGCACUUUAUUUUCUUGUUUUAUUUAUUUUAUUCUCAGUUAUUUUACGACUCUUUACAUCAAACACAAUUACAAUAAAAUUUGUUACUUU
Molecule: messenger RNA, 7441 nt
Organism: Mytilus californianus (California mussel)
Lineage: Eukaryota; Metazoa; Mollusca; Bivalvia; Mytilida; Mytilidae
Exons: 21
Coding region: 287-4078 (1263 amino acids)
Biological process (GO): signal transduction
Molecular function (GO): protein binding
Source: RefSeq, a predicted model, not a curated record